GCGCCCUAUCUUCUCAAUAAAAUAGGACUCACGCAGCAAGCAUCUGUUCGCCGAGGUCCCCGUGCCUCGGCACCCUAUCUUCUCAAUAAAAUAGGACUCACGCAGCAAGCGUCUGUUCGCCGAGGUCCCCGUGCCUCGGCGCCCUAUCUUCUCAAUAAAAUAGGACUCACGCAGCAAGCAUCUGUUCGCCGAGGUCCCCGUGCCUCGGCGCCCUAUCUUCUCAAUAAAAUAGGACUCACGCAGCAAGCGUCUGUUCGCCGAGGUCCCCGUGCCUCGGCGCCCUAUCUUCUCAAUAAAAUAGGACUCACGCAGCAAGCAUCUGUUCGCCGAGGUCCCCGUGCCUCGGCACCCUAUCUUCUCACGGUUUUGCUUGCAGCAUCCAAAGCGUCCGCUUUCUUCCCAAAUGGCGUUUGCGUAAGUCCUAGUAUAAUAACGUGAGUUCGAUAAUAAAAAUUGAAGAGGUCCCGUAGGUUGGGUAAAGCCGUGAAUCACCAAGAACCCUUCAGACUACCAACAA
Geodia barretti is the source of this 517-nucleotide messenger RNA. NCBI's taxonomy places the organism in Eukaryota, Metazoa, Porifera, Demospongiae, Tetractinellida, Geodiidae. The record is from the annotation of a GenBank genome assembly.